AUGAGUAGAUCAUCUUAUCAGCUGAAUAAGAAAAUCACCAGCCAAUGUGCUUCAGGAGCAGAGUGUGCACUGCCGCUUGUGAUACUCCAAGUUCCUCCUAGUCAAUGUUGGUCUCGACAUGACAUCUCUACAUUACGACUUUUACAAAUUGUCCAUACUCAUGGCGAUAGAACGCCAAGUCACUUUGUACACAAUGACCCAUACUCCGAUAUGUCCCGCUUUUGGAUAGAAGGUGUCAAUCAACUGACCAGGAAAGGACGAAAUAGAAUGUUUGAAAUAGGACAGUUUCUUAAUGAAGCCUACAGUGACUUUUUGGCCAGGCGAACUGUUCCGAUAGAGCAGUUUAUGACUGUCCGCAGCUCUGGCUCGAGACGGUGUCUGGAGAGUGCCUCACUGCUGGCAACCGGUCUGCUUGGGCCACCUCGGCAAGAGCAACUGGGAAGGUGGGAGAACAUGUCCGAGUACGAGCGACUGUCCACCUACUGGCAGCCAAUUCCAGUCAAGUCCAUUUACCCGAAAGGCACCGACCCUCUGCUGGACACCAUUGCGCCCUGUCCUAAUGCCGAGGCAGAGUUUACAGAGAUGCAGUUUAAAAACGAAAAACUGCGCAGCAUCUACAAUGAAAACCGAGACUUUCUGGAGGAGGUGUCCAUGUACGCAGGCGAGCGGAUCAACAGUCUGAAGAGUGCCUAUGACCUGUACCAGGAGCUGUUCAUCGAGCGGCAGUACGACUACUACUGGUGGAAGGAGCCUUUCAAUGUUUGGAGUGAAGACUACGAAGCUUAUGCGGUCAGCAAACUGAGGGAGCUCUCUCGUCUUUACUGGUCGGUGCAGUACGACAACCGAGUACUGCAGACACUUCGAAUUGGACUACUGCUGAAGGAGCUGAACGCCAACAUUGCCAAUUACAUCAGUGGAAGGGCCACCAGGCAGAAGGUGUUUAUCUACUCGACCCAGGACACUAAAAUCGCCCUACUGCUACACGCCUUUGCCAUCUAUAACGGCUACCUUGUACCUCCCGAAAUGUGUAAUAAUUUGAUGAAGGCCUAG
Molecule: messenger RNA, 1050 nt
Organism: Rhagoletis zephyria (snowberry fruit fly)
Lineage: Eukaryota; Metazoa; Arthropoda; Insecta; Diptera; Tephritidae
Source: RefSeq, a predicted model, not a curated record